This is a messenger RNA of Pieris rapae (cabbage white), 1649 nucleotides long. Its product is annotated as glutathione S-transferase 1. Bases 915 to 1559 code for a protein of 214 amino acids. Gene Ontology annotation, biological process: glutathione metabolic process. Gene Ontology annotation, molecular function: glutathione transferase activity. The record is from RefSeq and is a predicted model, not a curated record. The transcript is spliced from 3 exons. Lineage: Eukaryota; Metazoa; Arthropoda; Insecta; Lepidoptera; Pieridae.
UUAGAAUAUAAUGUCGAAGGUAAAGGCAAAAUAGAAGUGUCGACUGUCGAGUGAUCGUUUAACUCACUUCCAAAAUUAAUAUAAUAUUCCCAAAAUGCGGAUAAUUGGAAGCGUAUUUUCCUGAUUUGAACCACAUCAUGUUUGUUUGUUCUCGGCGCGACCCGUUAACUCUUCUCGAAGGUCUUAUUUCCCUUCAACAAUAUCCUGUUUUAUUGCAACAAUGGUUCCACGUGUAAUUAUAAACUUUUAGCAGCUUUUAUCUUAUUUAAGUAAUUAUAUAAAAACAACAAGGUGAACGUGUAAAUAUUUUUUCUAACACUCCUUCUAAGAUCAAAUUUUAUAGAGAUAGAUAAAAUAGGAGUAGUAAGAAUAAUAAUUACAUAUUUUAGCCGCUUUCCUGUUUUAACAACAACAACGCUGGCAAAAACGCUGCACAUCUCCGUGACGUUUCUAAUCCAAUUGCCUGAAAAGCUAAACGAAAUAAAUUAAAAUAAAUAAUUUUAGACUUAGUAUGUUAUUAGUUAUUAUAAAUAGAACCAGAGCGAAUCUUUAUAUUCGUUUUUGAAUGUGCCCGAAUAAGAAAUUCUGAUUGUUUCUAUCUUCUAAUUAUUUAGUCACAAUAUUCAUAUGAGGUGGUUGGUACAAUAGAAAAUAUAAUGGCUUACGACGUUAAAGUUUAGCAAAGAAUAUUAUUCCACAUAGGUUAUAGGUAUAUUACUUAUAUGUACUUAUUAUAUACGUUAUAACUUAACUGUAAAUCCGGUUUCAACUUUCUAAGAGACUCAAACACCACAGUCGCGUCAUUAACGCGCUUGAAAUUGCUAUUAUUAAUAUAUUGUACAUAUUUUAAAUAUCAAAUAAUAGUUAUUAGUGUGAAACAAAGUGAACUGAGUAGUCUUAAUAGCAAAAUAAAUAUGGUGCUUAAACUAUACCACUAUCCGUUGAGUUCUCCGUCAAGAGGAGCUUUUAUGUCAAUUAAAGCUAUAAAUGUACCGGUAGAAAUAAUUCAUAUUGAUUUAUUGAAAAAGGAGCAACUCAGUGAAAGUUUUGUAAAAGUUAACCCUCAGCACUGCAUACCGACUAUAGAUGACGACGGUUUCGUGUUAUGGGAAAGUAAAGCAAUUGCCUGUUAUUUGGCAGAAAAACAUGAAAGACAUGAUUUGUAUCCUACGAAUCUUAAGCACCGUGCUCUUGUAAAUCAGAGAAUGUAUUACGAUAGCUCCAUGUUGUACCCCCGUAUAAGGGCCAUAAAUUAUCCCAUUCUAUUUCAAGGUGUUAAAGAAAUAAAGAAGCCGUUAAAAGAUGAUCUAAAUAACCAACUAAGAUUUUUAAAUCAGUACCUGAAUGAGAGCAAAUGGGUUGCAGGUGACCAAAUGACACUCGCUGAUAUAGCAAUUGCUGCAUCAAUAUCAACUCUUGCAGCUAUUGAUUGGGAUUUUAAUGAAUUUCCCAACAUUAAUAGAUGGUUAAAAAAUUGUGAAUCAAUUCCUGGCUUUGAAGACAACAAAGAGGGUGCUCGUGUAUUUGGGAAUGCUGUGAAAAAGAAUUUGCAGCAAUAAUAACAUAUAUUUAUUAUAAACAUUCUUAUUUAUUUUUAUACUUGGUUUAUUAUGUUAACAAUACUUUUGAAUAAAUGUAAACAUAAACAA